Messenger RNA from Apis mellifera (honey bee), 3011 nucleotides. It is a transcript of the gene Oatp33Ea, whose product is annotated as solute carrier organic anion transporter family member 5A1. The transcript is spliced from 8 exons. The coding region runs from base 227 to 2317 and encodes 696 amino acids. Gene Ontology annotation, cellular component: membrane. The record is from RefSeq and is a predicted model, not a curated record. Gene Ontology annotation, biological process: sodium-independent organic anion transport; transmembrane transport. Gene Ontology annotation, molecular function: protein binding. Lineage: Eukaryota; Metazoa; Arthropoda; Insecta; Hymenoptera; Apidae.
CACAAGACCGAGCCUCAGUUACCCCGCGUUUAUUCGCGUAAACUAGAGCGCUCAUAGCGCUCGGUGACUUUUUUUUUUUCCCCCGUCAAGUUACUCCGUCAAACGAGGGAAGUGACGAGAAAGGGAAGACUCUCGAGGAUCGCGAUCCAGACAGGACUCGCGACCUGGAAGUCCUUCCUGAGUCCAUGCGGAAGCACGUGGCCUAAGGUCAAGUGCAGUCGGAGGGAUGAGCCAAGGUUGUGGAAUUUGUGGGAUUUAUCCCCGAUGGCUACGUGAUCGUGCCACCCCGAAAAAUUUCAUAGCGGUGUACGGCCUCCUCGGCACCGUGCAGGCAAUGGCCUUUAUUUACAUCGUUGUCACCCUCACGACUUUGGAAAAAAGAUUCAAAAUACCUAGUCGUACAACUGGAUUGAUCCUCUCCGGGAACGAAAUCUCGCAAAUCUUGUCUUUGAUAUUAACCUAUUAUGGAGGGUCUGGUCACCGUCCAAGAUGGAUCGCGAUCGGUGUCGGUCUCAGCGCCCUCUCGUGCCUCGUCCUUGCUCUUCCACACUUUCUAUACGGACCGGGACGAGACGCUUUGGCGCUGACCAAGGAAUAUCUCGAUCAAACUUUGCUGAACGCCACCACAGUUCCUCAAGAUUUGGCCAUUUGUCCACGAGUCGUGAAACCGGAUCAUUGCGACGAGGAGACACUGUUGGAUGUCAGCAUUCUACCUCGACUCUUGGUCUUCCUCUCCCAAUUUAUCCUUGGAAUUGGUACCACUUUGUAUUACGGUCUUGGUCAAACGUACCUGGAUGACAAUACAAAGAAGAAGAAUACUCCUAUGCUUUUAGGUUUUACCUUUGCUCUGAGAACAGUCGGACCAGCAAUAGGAUUUUUACUAGGUUACGGUUGUCUCAGUUUGUACAUAGAUCCCAGUUUACAUCCUGUGAUCACAAAGAAGGAUCCACGAUGGUUAGGUGCGUGGUGGCUCGGUUGGAUUAUUCUAGGUGUCACUAUGGGCAUGUUUGCUACACUAAUAGCCAUGUUUCCGCGAAAGUUACCGACAGAAAAAGACACUGCACUCGAAACUGUGAAAAAGGACGGUAGUAUCCCCUUGAAACUGCAUUUGACCGUGCAGGAACAAUACAUGAAACCGAUGGAACCGAGAAAGUCUUUGGAAACAGAGUAUAUUCCAACUAUGCGUGAAUUUCCAAACGCGAUGAAGAGGUUACUGACGAAUUGGCUGUUGACUUUCAAUAAUCUGAGCGGAGUGUUUUACGUGUUAGGUGCAUCGGCAUACAUAACAUUUUUGGCAAAAUAUCUCGAGGUUCAAUACAGUACCUCUGCAGCUGGUGGCACUGUAAUCGCAGGUCCUAUAUCACUCGUGGGUAUGGUACUAGGAUUUUUACUCUCCGGAUUAAUAAUUAGCAAAUUUAAACCUGGUCCAAGACCAUUGUUAGCAUGGAAUGUAUUCGUCGGCAUUUGUUUCGUUGCCGGUCAGAUACUCUUUAUAUUUCUCGGUUGUUCCGAUAUCGGGUUCGAAGGUCUCAAUUUAGAAACUAUGCAAAUGAAUUUGACAUCAAAUUGCAAUAUAGAUUGCAAUUGCGACGGUGUUAAAUAUUCUCCUGUUUGUCACGUGGCGUCCAAGAUAACGUUUUAUUCCGCCUGCCAUGCUGGUUGUCGAACGAUAAUCAACGACAAAGAGUUCGGCAACUGUAGUUGCCUUCCUUUAUCCACGUUCAAUUUAGAAAAUCACUUCGGUUACACGACAGAUGGCGACUCGAGGGAUCAAUCGAUCUUCAUUAGCGAUCCACACUCGAUGAUCUUCGACAAAGUCAGAGCUGGCCCUUGUACCAACGAUUGCAGUCGCCCUUACCUUCUGUUCAUGGUUCUCACCUGUAUCAUACAAACGUUAGCGUGUUCUGGAAAGAUUGGCAACGUUUUGGUUAAUUAUCGUAGCGUCGAAAAGAAGGACAAGAGCUUCGCUCAGGGUAUUACUUUGAUGAUUAUCUCGUUGUUCGCUUUGAUACCGGGUCCGAUCAUUUAUGGCGCCAUUAUUGACUCGACUUGCUUGAUCUGGGAAGAAUCCUGCGGGACUAGGGGAAAUUGCUGGUUCCAUCAUGGAAGGAACUUUCGAUAUUUAGUCAACAUAACCUCUGCAGGAUUCUCGAUAAUAGGAGUGUUGUUCGAUGCAGCGGUUUGUUAUCUCGGGAAGAAUUUGGAUCUUUACGGCGCCCAAGAGUGCGACAGGCGUCGCGAAUUUAUUAAAGAGGACGAGACGCCACGAGAAACUGCCGACGGCGAGAAGAAGAAGGAAAUGAACGGAAAUCUGUAAACCGAGAUACGAUCGUUUUUUAACCGAUCGUUUAUAACGUUUUUUAGAUAACAAUUUUACGUGUUAUUCUUUGUUAUGUAAAUUAAGAGACGGAGCGAAAAAUUUCCGUAUUUGACGAUGGUAUUUAUCGAAUUCGCGCAGGGAUAAAUCUUUGGUAAACUUGAAAUGAAAUAUAUAAUAAAGACAGCCGACCAUGAUUCGAAAGUAAAAUAUCGACAAAUAUUUUUGAUAAUGUUUUUUUAUUUUUAUUUUUUUUUUUUUUUUUCCCCAAUUAAAUCCCAGACUGGGAUAAAAAUAUUUGCACGAUUGUACAGCGUUAUGCAUAUAUAUUUGUAAAUAAAAUACGAAUUUUUAUUAAAUUCUUUUGCUCGUUUUAUGCCGUCUCUUUGAUCAUUGAAAUCGUUGUCGCGGAAACGUAAAAAAAAAAAAAAAAAAAAAAUCGAUUUCUAAGGAAAAUCGCUUCCUUAAAUCUACGGCAAACAGAGUAUAAUACUCGACGAGACGGAAACAUUUGAUCGAAACAUUUGAUAUGAGAACAAACAGGUACGUAUAUAUAUAUUAAAUCGUAAAAAUAUACGUUCCUCCUUUUGUAAGAGUUCCUCGAAAAUCGAGCAUCGCGCCAAACUGAUAUCGACGAUAGAAUUAUGUGUAAUUGAAUAAAUCAUGAAUAAAUCUGACUAACUUCUGGUCUUAA